Synchiropus splendidus (mandarinfish) is the source of this 4102-nucleotide messenger RNA. Its product is annotated as glypican-6-like. Gene Ontology annotation, biological process: regulation of signal transduction; cell migration; regulation of protein localization to membrane. Gene Ontology annotation, cellular component: plasma membrane; extracellular region; cell surface. The coding region runs from base 220 to 1899 and encodes 559 amino acids. The transcript has 10 exons. The record is from RefSeq and is a predicted model, not a curated record. Lineage: Eukaryota; Metazoa; Chordata; Actinopteri; Syngnathiformes; Callionymidae.
GUCCACAGAAGUUGCGUCCUGGCAGCACAGAGAGCCGCUUCAUCUGGAUUCAUGCUGCAGCUCCGCUCGCGCAGCCUCGUGUGUUCGGCGCAGCGGGACUUUUAAUCAGCCUGUUCGGAGGCGCAGCCGCGCUUGUCAUGCGCUAGAUCCGGACGCUUCCGCCGAGUCACCUGCGGCCGCCGACAACAGACGCCCGACACGGAGCCGCCGGAGCGAACCAUGGUCAGACUGGACUCCGUCAUCUGCACUUUGUCUGUGCUGUGCGUCGCAGCCGGAGCGGAGCUGCGCGCGCGGAACUGCAGCGCGGCGAGGGACGCGUCCGCCGGGAGGGGAUUCAGCUUCGCACAUGUGCCUCUCCAGGAGAUCCCGGGUGAGCACCUGCGGGUGUGUCCGCAGGGCAACACCUGCUGCACGGCCGAGAUGGAGCACGCCUUCGGCCAGCAGAGCAAGCAGGACUUCCUCAACCUGGUGGACGAGAUCAGCCACGACCUGAGGAGCACCUUCGUGUCCAGGCACCAGCGCUUCGACGAGUUCUUCCGGGAGCUGCUGGAGAACACGGAGAGAUCCCUGAACGAGAUGUUUGUCAGGACUUACGGCAAGCCCUACAUGCAGAACUCGGAGGUGUUUGAGAACCUGUUCGCCGAGCUGAAGCGCUACUACACAGGAGGCAACGUGAACCUGGAGGAGAUGCUCAACGAUUUCUGGACUCGGCUGCUGGAGCGCAUGUUCACGCUGCUCAACUCCCAGUACGUCAUCACCGAGGACUAUCUGGAGUGCAUCAGCAAGUACAUGGAUCAGCUGAAGCCCUUUGGAGACGUGCCCAAGAAGCUCAAGGCUCAGGUUACGAGAGCGUUCAUCGCCGCCCGCACCUUCGUCCAAGGCCUCUCCGUGGGCCGCGAGGUUGCUCAGAGAGUGUCCAAGGUCAACAGCACCCCGUCUUGUAUGCGAGCCCUGACCAAGUUGCUCUACUGCCCGUUGUGCCAGGCCAUGCCGGCGCUGAAGCCCUGCAGGAACUACUGCCUGAACGUGAUGAAGGGUUGCCUGGCCAACCAGGCCGACCUGGACCUGGAGUGGAACCAGUACAUCGAUGCCAUGCUGCUGGUGGCGCAGAGGCUGGAGGGACCUUUCAACAUCGAGUCUGUCAUGGACCCCAUUGAUGUCAAGAUUUCUGAGGCCAUCAUGAAUAUGCAAGACAACAGCGGCGAGGUUUCCUACAGGGUUUUCCAAGGCUGCGGGCAGCCGAAGCCCUCAGGAAUGAGGAGGUCGACCCGCGGCGUUCCGGACGUGUUCAACGCCCGCUUCAGGCCGUACAGCCCAGAGGAGCGGCCCACCACGGCCGCUGGCACCAGCCUGGACCGACUGAGGACGAUCUGGAAUGACAUGCAACACAGUGUGGUUGACAUCAAAGAGAAACUGAAAGGUUCCAGGAAGUUCUGGUCGCGGCUGCCGGAGGACUUGUGCGCGGGCGAGCGGAGUUCGCUUGGGAACCUUACGGAGGAGGAAUGCUGGAACGGGCACACCAGGGGCAGGUAUUUCCCGGAGGUGCAGAGGGACGGCCUGACCGGCCAGGUCAACAACCCGGAGGUCAGCGUGGACAUCACUCGGCCAGACACCGUCAUCCGCCAGCAGAUCAUGGCCCUGAGGGUGAUGACCAACAAGCUGAGGAACGCCUACAACGGCAACGACAUCUACUUUCAGGACUCAAGCGACGAGGGCAGCGGCUCUGGCAGCGGCAGCGGCUGCACCGACGUCUGCCCCACGGAGACGGACUCUCCUUCCUCCGAAGCUCCGGUGGUGGAGGCGGGUCGGAGCGGGCCGGUGGAGGACUCGGCCCGGCUCCUGGUGCCCUCCCUGACUCUGCUUCUGUCGGCGCUGGCACUUCAGCGCCACCUGAGAUAAUGACGGAGCAACCGGCUGAAGGACAGCGCUUUACUUUUCUAUUCCUAUUGCAGCUUUUCUCGUAGCCGGGAGCCGAACCCGUGUUCCAGCUGCGACCGGACUGAAGCAGUCAGAGGAAGUCACGCGCUCCGAUCCCCCUCUUUCCCAAAGAUCGUGCCGUGCCAUCCGGGCACCAUGUCGCCCAGCGACGUCGACAAACUCUCCGACAGACUGAGGAGAGCUACUCUGCACGUGCAAAAUCCUGCACUUUGAUCAAGAUGCCCACAGUGGAAUGUUUGGUCGUCGAGUGGUUGUUCAAGACGUGAUGAGUCCAUUGCCUUUCAAACCAUAGUUUAUUUUUCCAUUCAGCCAUAACCGAGUUUUUACCGCACUCUUGACAUUUUUUUCGCUUCAGAAUGAUCAGUGUCCACGACUGUGGCGGCUGCUGGAGCUGACGCUCGCGAGAACACGAGGCUGCUGGAGGAGAGUGGGUCAACAAUGGACCUCCUUCCUGAGGUCAGAUCAUCUGCUACUAGCUGAGAGAGGGACCACAUGUGGAAAAAUUGUGUUUUAUUAGAUGAAAUCCAACGUUCUAUUCAGACACAUCGAGGUCAAAACCUCCUCGACUGGCUUUGGAGGUGCAGUGGUUCUACUCUGAGUCUCUCCCAGGUCCUGAAGCUCCUGUCUCGAGUCCAAAAAUAAUGGGCCACAUGAUGUGGGCUUCAGUCAUGUGCUGAAGAAAGAGCUGAGCCAGAAGACAAAGCUGAGCAGUGGAUUUCUGCUCUCACCUGUGGUCACAAGCUCUGGAGAGACGUCUGGACUCGCACCAGACACAGUGGUGACGUGAAGACCAGACUGAAGGCCAGUCAGAGAGCUCCAAGUCCACGCCGCUAAACUGGCAACUCACCGCUGCAGGUUCAGCGAAUCACGUCGGAUAUGAGUUGAGAAAAGUAGCAUGGAGUUUCACAAAAACACUAGAGUUUGUAACACUUACUUCCAAAAAUCACACUAUCUUCACCUGAGAACAGUGGAUUUUCGCCAUCCACGUUUUUUUAUUUUGGUACUACAAGUUCUGUUUUCUUCAACUGGACGCUGGCAACUUUUAACGUUUGACCUGAUCGUUCUAUUCUUCUAUUAUUUAGGACAUUUGGUCCUCAACUCAUACGCUACAUCCCACUUCUGACACCAUUAGUCCCACACAUGAAUUACGUAAUGGAGAAGUAUCGUGGAGUUUCCGUCAUGAUUCUGACUGAAAUUGGUCGAUACUUUUAGAGUACGAUGUUCAAAGCAUAAAGUCGUUGAAUCACGUUCUCCUUUGAGGUGUUGUCAUGGGAGGGAUCUCGACUUGGUAAUUUAAUCCCUUAUUAGAUAUUAAUUACACUCAUGUAAUAACAGAAAUCUAAUAAACAAAGUGCAAUGUAGAAAGCAGGGAGUCGGCUCAUGCCGCACGACUCGGACUGGCCUGUUUGCUCACCUUCAACGCGCCACCGAUGGCGGACAGAAUCCGCCUCUGGUGCGAGUCCGGGGUCGGUCGCCCGGCAGCGACUCGGAUCGGAACCGCUGCACCUUGACAUUGAGAGAAGUGGAUGUGUCCAGCUCGGAGGAAGCCCUGGGGCAGACCCGGGGCAUGGAAGAAAGUGAAGCACAUAUAUUUGAAUGAAACUUGUCUGAAGAAGUUGCGGCUGGAAUUCGUUUGGAAAUGCAAAGAAAGUGGGUCUAAAUUUAUCAGCUGGGGCCGGCGUCUGCGGCACAGACAGGCUUCAAGUCGACCACAGCCACCUGUGAAAUGAGAAUCUGUGGAGAGUGGAGAGUGGACAGGCCUGAACGCUCCGCCGGAGCUCCUCAGCGGAGCGUGCUGACGGAGAAUGUGAGGGGCCUGGCGCCGCCGAGCCCAGCCUGUGCGUACAGCCAGUGUUCUCGAAGAGCCCGUCAGCUCCAGGAGCAGCCGGCCGGUCUCUCCUCUCCGUAUAUCCAUCACUCAUUGCUUUGCUUUCUGCUCGCAAGCUCAGCGCAAGAACAAAAGAGAACAGAGGGCUGUUGCUCAGAAGCACUCUUUAUUGUGACAGCAGAUUUCUGGGUCAUAUUUUUGCAGUAAAACUACAGAUAGAGUCAGCAUUUUAUACGUCACUGCGGGUGGUUUUGAGGAGGAGCAGGGAAGCAAAUAUGCCUUACCGUUCUCUCAGUGCACUUGUGUUUUGUUACUGUUCUUGGGAAUAAAUAUUUA